AUGAUGGAAACAAUAACUUAUGUAGAAAAAGCAAAAACCACAGGUAUUCAAGAGCUGAUUGUAAGGAUCAAGCGAAUGAAUUACCUUUUAGAUGUUUUUAUCUUUACUCCUGAAGAUCUGAUGCUGAAUGCAACAGUCCUUCUGUGGCCUCAGAAGAUUAAUCCCAUUUUUGAUGAAAACGAUGAUCUUAUUGAACAAUCUAAACGUAAAGGUGAAAGUGAACUACUGGCCAAACGUGAGAGGCUUAUGUUGGAAGUAGAAAAACAGACACGCAUUAUGGAAGAAUUUGAAGAAUAUGCUGAAUUGGAUCGCAUGCAACAGUAUGUGACUGACAUGAGGGCAUUACAGAAACGCAUACAAGAAGCUGAUGAAGCAGUUGCUUUUAUUAAUAAGGAAGAGAGACUUUUCAAGUGGGAGCUGACUGAGUAUCCAGUCCUUGAGAACUUAAAAGUUAACAUUGAGCCAUAUCAGAAACUGUUUGGUCUUAUACUGAAAUGGCAACGAACAGAAAAACGAUGGAUGGAUGGUGCUUUCUUAGAUCUAAAUGGAGAAAUCAUGGAGUCUGAGAUAGAUGAGGUUUUUCGAGAGCUAUACAAAAUGUCCAAGGUCUUUCAACAAAAACAGAAGAAAGCAGAGCAAGAAAAGAGGAAGACAACGCAGCGCAGAACCUUAGUAGAAGAGAAGAUAGAAGAAGAAAAAAAGGCAAAUCCAACUAUUACAAUGUGUUCUGCUGUACUGGAGCAGAUCAAAGACUUUAAGGAAUAUAUCCCUACAGUGACUAUCCUUUGUAACCCUGGCAUAAGGACUCGCCACUGGCAGCAAAUGUCAGGUAUAAUAGGAUAUGAUUUAACUCCAGACUCUGGAACUACCCUGAGAAAAGUUUUAAAGCAGAACCUUGGCCCUUGCCUGGAACAAUUUGAAACCAUAAGUAUAGGUGCAAGUAAGGAAUUUUCCUUAGAGAAGGCAAUGCAUACUAUGAUGGAAACCUGGGAUUCAGUGUCCUUCAAUACAAGCAUUUAUCGUGAGACUGGAGUUCGUAUUCUGUCUUCAGUAGAUGAAAUUCAGACUAUUCUAGAUGAUCAAAUUGUAAAAACUCAAACAAUGAGAGGAUCACCUUUCAUUAAACCGUUUGAAAAAGAAAUCAAGGAAUGGGAAGAUCGUCUGAUUCGAGUUCAGGAGAUUAUCGAUGAAUGGCUGAAAGUGCAAGCUCAGUGGCUUUACUUGGAACCCAUCUUUUCUUCAGAGGACAUCAUGCAACAGAUGCCAGAGGAGGGACAUCUCUUCCAGACUGUAGACAGAUAUUGGAGAGACAUUAUGAAAUAUUGUACCAAAGACCCUAAAGUUCUUUCUGCCACUUCGUUGACAGGUUUAUUAGAGAAGCUUCAGAACUGUAAUGAGCUUCUGGACAAAAUUAUGAAAGGACUUAAUGCUUAUCUUGAGAAAAAGCGUCUCUUCUUUCCUCGAUUUUUCUUCUUGUCCAAUGAUGAAAUGUUGGAGAUUUUGUCAGAAACUAAAGAUCCUCUUAGAGUUCAGCCUCACUUGAAAAAAUGUUUUGAGGGCAUUGCUAAACUGCAUUUCCUUCCUAAUCUGGAUAUUAAGGCAAUGUUCAGCUCUGAAGGGGAACGAGUUGAACUGAUUUCAACCAUUUCUACUUCUGAAGCUCGAGGUGCGGUGGAAAAGUGGCUGGUCCAAGUUGAAGAUAUUAUGCUAAGGAGUAUACAUGAUGUUAUAACUAAUGCAAGAGAGGCAUAUCCAGAGACUGAGAGAAAAAAAUGGGUUCUGGAGUGGCCCGGACAGGUGGUUCUGUGCGUAUCUCAAAUGUUCUGGACAAGCGAGGUACAUGAAGCCAUUUGCAGUGGGCCAGAGGGUUUACUUGAUUAUUAUGACACACUUCAACUUCAGCUUAAUGAUAUUGUGGAGUUGGUAAGAGGAAAAUUAUCUAAGCAAACACGAACUACACUAGGUGCUUUGGUGACUAUUGAUGUGCAUGCUAGAGAUGUCGUCAUGGAAAUGAUUAAAAGUGGUGUGGAAAAUGAAACAGACUUUCAGUGGCUCGCUCAACUGCGAUAUUAUUGGGAAUAUGAGAAUGUUCGUGUCCGCAUCAUUAAUUGCAAUGUAAAAUAUGCCUAUGAAUACCUUGGAAACUCACCUCGACUUGUCAUUACUCCACUUACGGAUAGGUGUUACCGCACAUUGAUUGGAGCUUUUUAUCUAAACCUUGGUGGUGCCCCAGAGGGCCCAGCAGGAACAGGCAAAACUGAGACCACCAAAGACUUGGCUAAGGCUCUUGCUGUGCAAUGUGUUGUCUUCAACUGUUCUGAUGGCCUUGAUUAUCUGGCAAUGGGGAAGUUUUUUAAGGGUUUGGCUUCUUCAGGUGCUUGGGCUUGUUUUGAUGAGUUCAAUCGCAUUGAGCUAGAAGUACUGUCUGUGGUGGCUCAGCAGAUUCUUUGCAUUCAAAGAGCCAUACAGAUGAAGGUGGAAACAUUUAAUUUUGAAGGGACUGAACUGAAGCUCAAUCCCAACUGUUUUGUAGCUAUUACCAUGAAUCCAGGUUAUGCAGGACGGUCUGAGCUGCCAGACAACCUCAAGGUUCUUUUCCGAACAGUAGCCAUGAUGGUUCCUAACUAUGCCCUGAUAGCAGAAAUCUCUCUCUACUCAUAUGGAUUUCUGAAUGCUAAGCCAUUAUCAGUAAAGAUAGUCAUGACCUACAGGCUUUGUUCAGAACAGCUUUCCUCUCAGUUUCAUUAUGACUAUGGCAUGCGAGCAGUUAAAGCUGUAUUAGUGGCUGCUGGUAAUCUAAAGCUGAAAUUCCCAAAGGAGAAUGAAGAUAUCCUGCUUCUUCGAUCAAUCAAAGAUGUGAAUGAGCCAAAAUUUUUGUCACACGAUAUACCUCUGUUCAUGGGAAUAACUAGUGAUUUAUUCCCUGGUGUUAAGCUGCCUGAAGCAGAUUACAAUGAUUUUCUGGAAUGUGCCAAUGAAUGCUGUAUAAAGCAUAAUGUUCAGCCUGUUAAAGUUUUUAUGGAGAAAGUUAUACAGACUUAUGAAAUGAUGAUUGUCAGACAUGGUUUUAUGCUUGUAGGAGAGUCUUUCUCUGGGAAGACCAAAGUUCUGCAUGUGUUGGCAGAUACACUCUCUCUCAUGAAUGAACGUGGAUAUGGCGAAGAAGAAAAAGUAAUUUUUAGAACUGUGAAUCCAAAAUCUAUCACCAUGGGUCAACUUUUUGGACAGUUUGAUCUUGUGUCUCAUGAGUGGACAGAUGGAAUUGUUGCUAACACUUUCCGGGAAUUUGCUUUAGCUGAGACACUCGAACGCAAAUGGGUUAUUUUUGAUGGCCCUAUUGAUACUCUAUGGAUAGAGAGUAUGAACACAGUGCUGGAUGACAAUAAAAAGCUUUGUUUGAUGAGUGGGGAAAUCAUCCAAAUGUCUCCUCAGAUGAGUCUCAUCUUUGAAACAAUGGACCUGUCUCAGGCUUCACCAGCUACAGUCAGUCGUUGUGGUAUGAUUUAUUUGGAGCCUUCACAGCUAGGCUGGAUGCCACUGGUAACUUCUUGGUUGAGCAAACUACCAGAACCCCUGAAUGAAAAGGAAUAUCAAGUUCUUUUGCUUGGGCUUUUUAACUGGUUAGUUCCAGCAGCCUUAAGAGUUCAUCAAAAACAGUGCAAGGAGCUGGUUCCCACAAGCAACAGCAACACUGUUGUGUCUUUAACUCGACUUUUUGAAAUGUUGCUAUGUAAAACUCUCCAAGAGGAUCCUACAAACAAAAACAUCCGCUCAUGGAUUAUGGCUUGCUUUGCUUUCUCUUUGAUUUGGUCCAUUGGUGGAAGCUGUGACAGUGAUAGUCGAGUUAUUUUUGAUGCUUUCCUGAGGGAAAUUGUAGCAGGGAAGUCUGAAUCCAGUCCAGUACCACCAGUUGUGGGUAAAUGGGACUGUCCCUUUGAUGAUAAAGGCUUGGUCUAUGACUACAUGUAUGAGUUGAAAGGUAGAGGACGCUGGGUACAUUGGAAUGAAUCCAUUAAAAGCAUUAAAUAUAGUGAUAACAAAAGUGUUAAGAUUCAAGAUAUCAUCGUUCCAACAAUAGAUACAGUCAGAUAUACCUAUUUAAUGGACUUAUGCAUCACCUAUGGAAAACCAUUGCUUUUAGUGGGACCAACAGGUACUGGGAAAUCUGUCUAUGUAAAGGACAAGCUAAUGAAUAAUUUGGAAAAGGAGUGCUACUUUCCAUUCUUCAUUAAUUUUUCAGCACGGACCAGUGCCAAUCAAACCCAGAAUAUUAUAAUGGCCAGGCUAGACAAAAGACGUAAAGGAGUAUUUGGCCCUCCUAUGGGAAAGAAGUGUGUCAUCUUUGUGGAUGAUAUGAAUAUGCCUGCUUUGGAGAAAUAUGGAGCUCAGCCUCCUAUUGAACUUUUAAGACAGUUUUUUGAUCAUGGAAUUUGUGAUGAAACUAUGGUCCGUAUCUUCUCUACCAUAGUAGCCUUCUACCUCCGAAAUAAUGAAUUCGCCCCUGAAUUCUUCACAAUUGGAAACCAGAUUGUCAGUGGUACUUUAGAGGUAUAUAAGAAAGCCAUGAAAAACCUGCUGCCCACACCAGCCAAAUCCCAUUAUACAUUCAAUCUGCGUGACUUUUCACGUGUUAUCCAAGGCUGCUUGCUCAUUAAGAAAGAAUCAGUUGAAAAAAAGCAAACAAUGAUUCGUCUCUUUGUUCAUGAAGUAUUUCGAGUAUUUUAUGACCGCCUCGUUGAUGAUGCUGAUAGAGCCUGGUUGUUCAGAUUGGUGAAAGAUAUAGUGAAAGAGCAUUUCAAAGAAGGAUUUGACCAAGUUUUUGCACAUCUUAAGCAAGGGAGUGCAGCUGUGACUGAGGAAGAUACUAGGAGUUUAGUAUUUGGUGACUAUAUGACCCCUGACCUUGAAGGAGAUGAAAGACUUUAUAUUGAAAUUCCAAGUGUUCAACAGUUCAGUGAUGUUGUGGAGCAGUGUUUAGAUGAAUAUAACCAAACCCACAAGACAAGAAUGAACCUUGUAAUUUUCAGGUACGUGUUGGAACAUUUGUCUCGGAUAAGCCGUAUUUUGAAGCAGUCAGGUGGAAAUGCCUUACUUGUUGGAAUGGGAGGAAGUGGACGUCAGUCCUUGACUCGUCUGGCUACAUUCAUGGCAAAAAUGUGUGUUUUUCAGCCAGAGAUCUCUAAGAGUUAUGGUAUGAAUGAGUGGAGGGAUGAUCUGAAGAACCUGUUGAAGAAUGCAGGUGUGAAGGGCUUGAAAACUGUUUUUAUAAUCACAGACACGCAGAUUAAAGAAGAAGCUUUUUUGGAAGAUAUUGACAGUGUGCUCAAUACUGGGGAAGUACCCAACCUUUUUGCACCAGAUGAAAAACAAGAGAUUAUGGAGGGUGUUCGUGUAGUAGCUCAAGCUGGCAGUAAACAUGAAGAACUCAGUCCUUUGGCCUUGUUUGCUUUCUUUGUGAACCGCUGCAGAGAAAAUCUCCAUGUAGUAGUUGCGUUCAGCCCAAUUGGAGAUGCUUUCCGCAAUCGUCUAAGACAGUUCCCAUCCCUCAUCAACUGUUGUACUAUUGACUGGUUCCAGCCCUGGCCUGAAGAAGCCCUUGAACGUGUGGCUAAUAAGUUCUUAGAAACACUUCAGCUCACAGACAAUGAACGUCAAGAAGUUGUACCCAUCUGUAAACACUUCCAUACUUCUGUUUUGUCACUCUCUUCGAAAUUCUUGCAAGACUUAGGACGACAUAAUUAUGUCACUCCUACAUCUUACCUUGAACUUAUUGCUGCCUUCCAACAACUUCUGACUCAGAAACGUGACACUGUGAUGAAAGCAAAAAAAGGAUAUAUAAAUGGACUAGAUAAACUAGCUUUUGCUGAAUCGCAGGUUGGAGAAAUGAAGCAAGAAUUGGUUGAUUUGAAGCCUAAACUGGAGCAAGCUAAACUGGAUAAUGCAAAUAUGAUGAAGAUUAUAGAGAAGGAGUCUGCAGAAGUGGAAGCAAAAAGGAAAACUGUGAAAAUAGACGAAGAGAUUGCAACAGAGAAAGCAGCAGAAGCCCAGGAAUUGAAAAAUGAAUGUGAGAGUGACCUGGCAGAAGCAAUUCCAGCCCUUGAAGCAGCACUUGCUGCACUUGACACUCUGAAGCCUUCUGACAUAACAAUUGUGAAAUCAAUGAAAAAUCCUCCAUCUGGUGUCAAACUAGUGAUGGCUGCUGUCUGUGUCAUGAAAGAUAUAAAACCUGAAAAAAUUGCAGAUCCUACAGGGACCGGAGGCAAGGUCUUUGAUUACUGGGGGCCUAGCAAGAAACUUCUGGGUGACAUGAAUUUCUUGAAGGAUCUGAAAGAAUAUGACAAAGAUAAUAUUCCAGUAAGUGUUUAUUCA
Messenger RNA from Alligator sinensis (Chinese alligator), 6369 nucleotides. Its product is annotated as dynein heavy chain 12, axonemal. The transcript has 39 exons. NCBI's taxonomy places the organism in Eukaryota, Metazoa, Chordata, Crocodylia, Alligatoridae. The record is from RefSeq and is a predicted model, not a curated record. Gene Ontology annotation, cellular component: dynein complex. The annotation marks the transcript as partial. Gene Ontology annotation, molecular function: dynein intermediate chain binding; dynein light intermediate chain binding; ATP hydrolysis activity. Gene Ontology annotation, biological process: microtubule-based movement.